AUGGGUGGCUCUUGGAACAGCAGCAGCAGCGCCAGCCCCGAUGGCUUAUCCCCGGAGAUCCGGCAGUGGUCCCUGCCGCGUUGCGACGAGAGCCGCUGCUCCCCCUUCCCCCUGGGUGCUCUGGUGCCUGUGACCGCCGUGUGCCUGGGAUUGUUUGCCGUCGGGGUGAGCGGGAAUGUGGUGACUGUGUUGCUCAUCCGGCGCUACCGGGACAUGCGGACCACCACCAACCUGUACCUGGGCAGCAUGGCCGUGUCCGACCUGCUCAUCCUGCUCGGCCUCCCCUUUGAUCUGUACCGCCUGUGGCGCUCCCGGCCCUGGGUCUUUGGGCAGCUGCUCUGCCGCCUCUCCCUCUACCUGGGCGAGGGCUGCACUUACGCCAGCCUGCUGCACAUCACCGCCCUGAGCGUGGAGCGCUACCUAGCCAUAUGCUAUCCGCUGCGCGCCCGAGUCCUUGUCACUCGCCGCCGAGUACGGGCACUCAUCGCUGCGCUCUGGGCUGUGGCGCUGCUCUCAGCCGGUCCCUUCUUUUUUCUCGUGGGCGUCGAGCAGGACCCGGCUCCCGAAGGAGCGAAGAGCGAGGCGCUGGAUUCCAAUGGCACUUGGCCGGCAGCCCCUGUCUCCUUACCUUCGGAGACUACCCAGCUGAUGGCCCAGGACGCUCCAUCGCGGAGCUCAGCCGCGGCGGCAGCUGCUGCAGUGCUGUUCAGCCGGGAGUGCCGGCCAAACCCGGAGCGUCUGGGCGCCCUGCGCGUCAUGCUGUGGGUCACCACAGCCUACUUCUUCGUGCCCAUGCUCUGCCUUAGUGUCCUCUACGGGCUGAUCGGGCGGACGCUGUGGAGAAGCGGAGCUCCGCUGCGGGGACCAGCAGCCACCGGCCGGGAGAAGGGCCAUCGGCAGACUGUGCGGGUCCUGGUGGUGGUGGUUCUGGCAUUUAUAGUUUGCUGGUUGCCCUUCCACAUUGGCAGGAUCAUUUAUAUCAACACUGAAGAUUCCAGAACAAUGCACGUCUCCCAGUACUUCAAUAUUGUGGCUCUACAGCUUUUCUAUCUGAGUGCAUCCAUCAACCCUGUCCUCUACAAUCUCAUUUCAAAAAAGUACAGAGCAGCUGCCUACAGGCUCCUUCUUGCAAGACAAUCUGGAGAAAGAGGUUCUGGAACCAGAGACAAGGUGGGGGAAACUGGAGCAGAGACUGGAGCAGAUACAGCAGGUUACACUGAGACUGGUGCUAGCAUAAAAAAAGACACCACUCACCCUCCCUUUGCAAGUCACCUGGUACCCUAAGG
Messenger RNA from Gracilinanus agilis (Agile Gracile Mouse Opossum), 1286 nucleotides. RefSeq names its product motilin receptor (gene MLNR). The transcript is spliced from 2 exons. NCBI's taxonomy places the organism in Eukaryota, Metazoa, Chordata, Mammalia, Didelphimorphia, Didelphidae. Gene Ontology annotation, molecular function: G protein-coupled peptide receptor activity. The coding region runs from base 1 to 1284 and encodes 427 amino acids. The record is from RefSeq and is a predicted model, not a curated record. Gene Ontology annotation, cellular component: plasma membrane. Gene Ontology annotation, biological process: G protein-coupled receptor signaling pathway.